GAAUAGUCGAGAGUUAACCUCAAAAUACAGUUAUUCCAAAAGUGAUUUGUAUUGGAAACAAGGAGUGAUUAGUGAUACAUGGGGGUGGUAGAAGCACGAGAGGAGGAAAUACCAUCAUCUCCGGUGAAGAAAAAUAAUAGAGGCCACGUGAAUACAGAUAAACAGAUAGUGGUUUACGAAAAUCACAAAGUUAUUGUUAUGAAUAUUUGCAAAGCAUUGAAGGAAGACAAUCCACAAAUGUCACACGAAAAAACGACGACUAAAUUGAUUGUGAGCCGAAUGACGGGAAUCGGAAAAUCUAGAACCAAACAGAUUACAGCAGAGUACAUGAGAACUGGUCACGUGUCAGAACCAAAGUCGAAGAAACCUCGCCUUUCUGUAAAAGAUAAGAUCGCCGAGUUGGUUAAAAAUACGUUACGGCGACAGGUUCGUGAUUUUUAUAGAAAUAAGGAAAUGCCAACGGCGGAUAAAGUUGCCCAAGCCGUGAACGACGACGAAGCCCUUUCCGAAUGUAAGUGACAAGACCUUCCAUAAGUUAUUGCUGAAAGUUAAUUCCACUUUUACACAACGACAACAUAAUGGCACCUAGACCUCACCCAGACCUCAUAAUGGUGUGCAGCCAUUAUCCGAGAACAAUUAAAAGGUAACCGAUAGAGGGUAGGUCGACUUAU
Molecule: messenger RNA, 671 nt
Organism: Neodiprion fabricii
Lineage: Eukaryota; Metazoa; Arthropoda; Insecta; Hymenoptera; Diprionidae
Exons: 2
Coding region: 79-519 (146 amino acids)
Source: RefSeq, a predicted model, not a curated record